Hypoxylon trugodes is the source of this 1167-nucleotide messenger RNA. RefSeq lists its product as uncharacterized. The record is from RefSeq and is a predicted model, not a curated record. Lineage: Eukaryota; Fungi; Ascomycota; Sordariomycetes; Xylariales; Hypoxylaceae. The transcript is spliced from 2 exons. Bases 46 to 1167 code for a protein of 373 amino acids.
UCACAAACUUGCAUCUUACAAUUAUUCGGUCAAACAAUCAUCAAAAUGCAACUUUUCGGGAAAUACGUUGAAUCUGCACCUCUUGCUGCAGUAUGUGCUGAAGAGAUACUGUGGCAAGAAUUGGAAUCCGCAGAACGCGGCAUCUCACCCAUCAGUGAGCAUUGCCUCGAUAUUUAUAAGACGAGCUUAAAAAAUGUCCUAUAUGGCCACUACGAGGAUGACGACGAAAAAGAGCUUCUACUUAAGCACAUAAACGGCUAUAAAAACGACGUACGCACCAAAGAAUUCCUCCACAGCUCCAAAGACAGAGUGGAGACAGAAAUAAUCACACAGCUCUCCUACCUUCGCCGCUACGAAUUGGGCUCCCGUUACGGCAAUUACACAGCAAAAAUACGCUAUACCGAGAACCUGAGGUGUGAAUCGAAAGUCAAGGGACCGGAGUUUUUCAAGCAACUCACCGGCUGGCAUCAGUACUGGACCGGCAUAAACAGAGGCCUCGACGCAGAUUCAGAAGUACUAAAGGAAUGCGAACUUCAAAACACCCACGCCCCUGAUGAAGCCAUUCCUACAAUGUUAACGUUACGAAAUGCGUGUCACUUGAUGGGCUUCAACUUCCGCCAGGCAAUGAUAUCUAUUGUACUAUACGCGAAUCCGAAUAGCGCGAUGCAGAUGCCCGUAGAGGGAUUUGUCGAGAGGGGAAAUUGGGAAGGACUUAAGAGUGCUCUUCUUGGUGACCUUCGAGACUUGCCGGUGGCUAUACCGUACAACCUCCGCCACCACAUUCUCACCUUGCAAGUCGUCAUUUCAUCUAUCAUCGACCAAUAUUUCAACCGGAAUCCCGAUAUGCCAGAUGAGCCACUCUACUGGACUCCCAAAAUGGACAUACUCGAGAAAGCCCGAGAGCCAAAGAAGAACUGGGAGGAAGACGCCAAGGAAUGGAAGCAGAACAUUGAGAAUACCGCUCAGGAGCGACUUGACAACGUGAUUGGAGAGCAUAUCAACCACCGUUUUAUCUGCGAUAAGGAAACCCGCGAGAAAUACCUUGACAGACGACAAAAAGCUUGGAAGACCCUCGUUGAGGCCCAAGCCAAAUCAAAUACACCGCCAAGUCAUGAUCUGGGGUUAUUUGAGGGAGAGGAUCCAAUUGAUCCGGAGUUUUGGCUAUGA